AUGGUGGCCGCGGAGAGGCGGACGGUAUUCUUUCGCGUUCGAGAAACUAAACGGGAUGGCCCGGUGUCACCGGAAGACAUCGUGGCUAUUCGUUCUGAGGAAAGGGAGGCGACGCGCCGACAGUGGGAAGUCUGGCUCCGUGGGGAUGAUGUUCCGGGUGCCCGCACCCGUCUCGCCAUCCUCCUGUGCCUUAACGAUUGGUUUUUGCGGAAUUGGGGAAGCCUGCACUUCCACAUGACGCAGAUAAUUACCGAGCAUGGGUGUUUCGGCACCUAUCUCUUCCGGAUUGGUAGAGCUCCUGAUCCGAACUGCUAUCACUGUUUGGCUGCGUCGGACUCCCCCAGACACACCUUGUUGGAGUGUCCCGCUUGGAUUGUUGAAAGGAAUACCUUAAGGGAUGUGAUUGGUCGGCGUCUCUCUCUGCAAACCAUCAUAGAGGGGGCGGUGAGUAGGAGGGAGACGUGGAGCAUCUUCUCGACUUUUUGCAAUACGGUUAUGCGUUCAAAAGAAGAGGCGCAACGAUUGCGGCAGGCUCAAGGCCCCCAAGUUGUACGUGUCGACCCGGGUUAG
Molecule: messenger RNA, 570 nt
Organism: Ooceraea biroi (clonal raider ant)
Lineage: Eukaryota; Metazoa; Arthropoda; Insecta; Hymenoptera; Formicidae
Source: RefSeq, a predicted model, not a curated record